GAUAUUCAGAAACAGAGAAACGGAUUUCAGACGUCCCCAAAUUUGAAGCUGUCAAAUGGUUAUAUUUUACCUGAAGGUAGAAUGACACCAAACACGCUUUUUGUCGGAGGAAUCGAUAUGAAGGUGAGUAGCUAACUGCUAUAGUGUAUAUUCUUGUGUUCUUUUUUUACUGGCAUUGCAAAUGUGGAUUUAAAAAAUAUAUAUAGAUUUACCGUUGACACCUGCUGUAUCCUGUGCAAGGGACAAAUCAACUUUGAUUUUAUUUGUUAUUAUGCAGAGCCUCCUCCAUAUGGGGAGGUUAUUUUGUCUGUGAUUAAGUGUACUUUGGAGGGGGUGAGAAUGUUUCAAUGGGAUAGUCUCUGCUUCAUUUGGCCAGUUCACUGGAAUGAAACUGAUCCUAAACCAAAAAUAAUUCCCUAAUGGAUCCAAUAAAGUCAAUAUCUAACUUGCUCAUAUUGCCCUUUUUUUUUAGGUGGAUGAGAAUGAAAUCCGGGACUUCUUUGCGAGAUUUGGCGCUGUGAAGGAAGUGAAAAUCAUCACUUACCGUGGAGGCAUCUGCAAAGGGUGAGUCCCAAAUUAGUAGGCUUUAGUCAAGACAAUUGGAUUCAUGCAAAUAAACCUUGCCUUAUAUGGAACAAUGUCAUUCUUUGUGUAGAUAUGGAUUUGUCUACUUCAAUGAAGACGUCGACAUCCAAACCAUCGUUGAAGUAAGACCAUUUAUUUUAACGUGGUCGCAUCUUAAAUGGAGUCAAGUCUUUAAAACUUUACCUUCGUUCUACUCACAAGCUUAAUGUGUUUUGUCUUCACCAUGUUUACUCUGCAGCAACAGAUCAGUUUUAAAGGGCGGAAACUCAAGCUGGGUCCAGCCAUCAUGAAGGAAAGGAUCUCACGUGAGUGUGUGUUGCUUCACUUGUGUUCAUUUUGUCCAUCGAUAUCUGUGUUUGUAGUGGCUAUUUAUUCCUUGUCUUUUGAACUCUGUUGCCACUGCUGAAGUCUGGGUUGUGGCUAAACGUGUUCCAGGUCGACUACAUUGCAGAAGUUGCAUUGCAUCAACCAAUGGUGGCGUGCCAGGUCAUCGACUGCAGUCAGACAGCAAAUUGCUACAUCAAAUGAUGUGGUUAACUGACCACAUCUAGGCAUUGUGAGAUCUGGCAUUUUGUUUUUGUUUGCCCUGCCCAGGUUCCAUGCCGUCUCAACUGGUUGGUCAGGUCCCCUGGAUGAGCCCCUCCCAGUACAUCUACUGCACCUGCUGCUCUCCUAUGGGAGUGGGCGUGGCUCAGCCCUCACCUGUACUCAACGGGGGCAAUCCCUACAUCCAGGUAUGGCACUGACAUCACCCCAAAGCCACUGGUUGUCUCCCAAAUUACACCCUAUUCCCUAUAUAGUACACUACUUUUGACCAGGUCCCAGGGUGCCUUUAAGAACGCAGACACUGUGUUGGAAGAUGGGCUUGAAAUAGUUCACACUUUUGGACUAAUAGUGGUCCCAAAAGUGCACCAACCCAAACCUGCCAACCGUGUUCAGUAGGCAAACAUUGUGGAACGUUGCAGAUAGAAAUGUCCUGAAUAGAGCUGAUGGGAUUCCUUAUUCUACUUAUCAGAAGCAUGUUUUUUCUACAUAACGUUCCACCACGUUCUGCUCUGCUGAACAUGGCCCAAGAAAACUACACAAGUGCUCCUAAAAUUACACCAGAUUGACAGUUGACCAUCUUAAAUCUUCCGCUGAGGGAAGAGACUUUUAUAUAUUUGAUGUUCCUCUUUUCUCAGCCUUACUCGUACAACGGCCUUCAAGGAGUCAUAAUGCCACAGAUGCCCGUGAGCUACUCACAAACCGCCUAUGCGUACCAGGUAAACACAGGCAGAGAACGUAUUCAUUGAAUAACUUUAUUGUUCCCUGGAGAAGUCCUAGUGGCAUUUGGUAUGAAAACACACAAACAACAUGACACAUUCAGCAUCAACAAUAUAAUAUACUAAACUAAUAUACGUGGGUGAUAUGCUAGAUGCAUAGACCACCCACACACAUCUGACAUACUGUACCAUAGCAAACACACUCCCACCUGUUCUUCUCCCCCAUAUUCCCAGUGGAGGAAUAAAAGGAUGCUAGUGUGUUCCUGUAUGUCUGACCUUUAACACUCUGCUCUCUCCUCCUCUCCCAGUACGCCUCACCACACUGGACCGGGGAGCAGAGGACACGGCUCGUCAACCAG
Coregonus sp. 'balchen' is the source of this 2206-nucleotide messenger RNA. Lineage: Eukaryota; Metazoa; Chordata; Actinopteri; Salmoniformes; Salmonidae. The record is from the annotation of a GenBank genome assembly.